Diutina rugosa is the source of this 810-nucleotide messenger RNA. RefSeq names its product CAAX prenyl protease (gene RCE1). Lineage: Eukaryota; Fungi; Ascomycota; Pichiomycetes; Serinales; Debaryomycetaceae. The coding region runs from base 1 to 810 and encodes 269 amino acids. Gene Ontology annotation, molecular function: metalloendopeptidase activity. The record is from RefSeq and is a predicted model, not a curated record. The transcript has a single exon. Gene Ontology annotation, biological process: CAAX-box protein processing. Gene Ontology annotation, cellular component: endoplasmic reticulum membrane.
AUGUUGCCCACGCUCCUCGCUGCCCUCGCCGGGCUGCUGUACGUCGGCGCCAUCUACUGGUCCCGGCUGCCCGAGAUCAAGCGGCGAGAUCGCGACGACCCCCGCGUCAUCGCCCACCGGAUCAAGCGCAUCCUGGCGGUGUGUCUCGUGUGGUUGGUGCUCGUGCCAUUGACGGCGCCGAUGCUGGCGCGGUCGCUGGUGCGGCUGAUGGGGUUUAUCCCCGGGUUCACCAACAAUUACUCGUUCACCGCUGAUGUCAUGGGCUUGUUGAAGGCCAUCCGCACCAUUGGCGCCCUCUACCUCGGCACCAUCUUUGCCUAUUUCUACCAGCUGAAACUCGACGUGGCCGCAUUCAUCGACGACGUCUACAUUAAUUUCUUCACGUUUCAGGGGUACCGCGACCACAUUUUCGCCCCGCUCACCGAGGAGUUCGUCUACCGGUCGGUGGUGCUUACCUACUUGGCGAAGCUGCUGCCAGUGGUGGUGUACGCCAGCCCCCUCCUCUUUGGCCUCGCCCACUUGCACCACGCGUGGGAGGUGCGGCGCCACCAUCCGAAAAUGCCGUGGACGAUCGUGUGGGCCCAGGCGGCGUUUCAGUUGGUGUACACCACCGUGUUCGGGAUGCUCCUGACGUAUUUUUUCCGCAAGUACCACCACAACGUGUGGACGUGUGUGGCGCUACAUUUCCUCUGCAAUUUGCUCCAGUUCCCCCCCGCCAGCGUCGACGGCCCGUUGUACGCCAACAUCAUCUACUACGUGUUGCUGGUGUGGGGGUUUGCCCGGUUCGUGGUGUUGUUGAGAAGCGCAUAG